Messenger RNA from Anopheles nili, 1345 nucleotides. RefSeq names its product 26S proteasome regulatory subunit 6B (gene Rpt3). The transcript has 5 exons. The coding region runs from base 1 to 1239 and encodes 412 amino acids. The record is from RefSeq and is a predicted model, not a curated record. NCBI's taxonomy places the organism in Eukaryota, Metazoa, Arthropoda, Insecta, Diptera, Culicidae. Gene Ontology annotation, cellular component: proteasome regulatory particle, base subcomplex. Gene Ontology annotation, biological process: proteasome-mediated ubiquitin-dependent protein catabolic process. Gene Ontology annotation, molecular function: proteasome-activating activity; ATP hydrolysis activity; ATP binding.
AUGAUCGACACUGAGCUGGUAAUUCCCGAUAAGGACGAAUCAGACACCAGAACCAUGAAAGACGCUGUAAAUUCGCUGGAUGAGCCUCUCGAGGAAGAUCUUUACAUUAAGUAUAAGAAGCUGCAAAAGAUGCUGGAGUUCUUAGAGGUGCAGGAGGAAUACAUAAAGGAUGAGCAGCGAAACUUAAAGAAGGAAUAUCUACACGCGCAGGAAGAAGUCAAACGCAUACAGUCGGUACCGCUGGUGAUCGGCCAGUUCCUGGAAGCGGUCGACCAGAACACCGGAAUUGUUGGUUCGACGACGGGUUCCAACUAUUAUGUGCGCAUUUUGUCCACCAUUGAUCGGGAACUGCUAAAGCCCUCGGCCAGCGUAGCCCUGCACAAGCAUAGCAAUGCAUUGGUCGAUGUACUGCCACCGGAGGCGGAUAGCUCGAUUUCCAUGCUCCAAGCAGACGAGAAGCCGGACGUUCAAUACUCGGACAUCGGCGGCAUGGACAUGCAGAAGCAAGAAAUUCGUGAGGCCGUCGAGUUGCCACUUACGCAUUUCGAGCUGUACAAGCAGAUCGGUAUCGAUCCUCCACGCGGUGUACUGAUGUAUGGACCGCCUGGAUGCGGAAAGACUAUGCUGGCCAAGGCCGUCGCCCACCACACUACAGCAGCCUUCAUUCGCGUGGUUGGUUCUGAGUUUGUACAGAAGUACCUCGGCGAAGGCCCACGCAUGGUGCGUGAUGUGUUCCGUUUGGCAAAGGAAAAUUCGCCCGCUAUCAUCUUCAUUGACGAAAUCGACGCCAUUGCGACGAAGCGUUUUGAUGCGCAAACUGGUGCCGAUCGCGAGGUGCAGCGCAUCCUGCUCGAGCUGCUCAACCAGAUGGACGGGUUCGAUCAGACGACGAACGUGAAAGUGAUCAUGGCCACCAACCGUGCCGAUACGCUUGAUCCAGCCCUAUUGCGACCGGGUCGUCUCGAUCGAAAGAUCGAAUUCCCGUUGCCAGAUCGGCGACAGAAACGACUGAUCUUCUCCACCAUUACCGCCAAGAUGAACCUCUCGGAGGACGUGGACCUGGAGGACUUUGUCGCACGACCGGACAAGAUUUCCGGCGCUGACAUCAACGCCAUCUGCCAGGAGGCCGGUAUGCACGCGGUGCGCGAAAAUAGGUACAUUGUCCUGGCUAAGGACUUCGAAAAAGGAUACAAAAACAAUAUCAAGAAAGACGAAACGGAACACGAGUUCUAUAAGUAAGCAAGUGAGGCACGCCGCGCCCUUUCUGUGGGUUCGGUGUUCGGUAUUUGGCUAAACCUCACCCAAUUCGUAUAAGUGGCAACAAAAUAUAGCAGAUUUUCCCACA